Phalaenopsis equestris is the source of this 859-nucleotide messenger RNA. RefSeq names its product D-glycerate 3-kinase, chloroplastic-like. The record is from RefSeq and is a predicted model, not a curated record. The coding region runs from base 9 to 785 and encodes 258 amino acids. The transcript is spliced from 11 exons. Gene Ontology annotation, cellular component: cytoplasm. Gene Ontology annotation, biological process: photorespiration. Lineage: Eukaryota; Viridiplantae; Streptophyta; Magnoliopsida; Asparagales; Orchidaceae. Gene Ontology annotation, molecular function: kinase activity; ATP binding.
UUGAACUUAUGAAAAGGGGGAUGUCUUAUGCAAUGUGGCAGAUUGGGAUUAGUGCUCCUCAGGGUAGUGGCAAAACAACACUUGUUUUUGCUCUGGAGCACCUUUUCCGUCGCACUGGCAGGAAUGCCGCUACAUUGUCAAUUGAUGAUUUCUACUUGACAGCAGAUGGGCAGGCCAAAUUAAGGAGCCAAAACCCUGGAAACGCUCUGUUGGAGUUUCGUGGGAAUGCUGGAAGCCAUGACCUGCAAUUCUCUGUAGAUACACUCACAGCUCUAAAAGAACUAACAAAAUCAGGCAUGAAGAUGAAGCUGCCACGGUAUGAUAAGUCUGCUCAUGGAGGGCGAGGUGACAGGGCUGAUCCUUCAGAUUGGCCAGAGGUUGAAGGUCCUCUAACGGUGGUUCUUUUUGAAGGUUGGAUGCUUGGCUUUAAACCUCUCCCUGGUGAUGUUGUCAAAGCAGUAGACCCACAGCUUGAAAGCGUAAACAGAAAUCUUGAAUCCUACUAUGAUGCAUGGGACAGGUUUGUGAACAUAUGGAUAAUCAUCAAGAUCAAGGAUCCUAGUUGUGUUUAUCAGUGGAGAUUACAGGCUGAAGUGGCAAUGAGAAAUGAUGGGAAACCUGGAAUGUCCGACGAGGAGGUCUUGGAUUUUGUGUCUCGGUAUUUACCUGCCUAUAAUGCAUAUCUUCCAACCCUGUAUUCUGAAGGGCCAAGGGAUUUCUUCGAUAAGGAACGGCUUCUAGUAAUUGAUAUCGAUGAAGGGAGAAAUCCCGUAUCAGAGGUUUGAAAUUUAAUGUAAUUUAACAUUCUGGAAUCUAACAUUUAGGCUUGCCUAAUGAUAUAACCAUGCCAACUGUUCAU